Messenger RNA from Ectocarpus siliculosus, 1701 nucleotides. Lineage: Eukaryota; Phaeophyceae; Ectocarpales; Ectocarpaceae. The record is from the annotation of a GenBank genome assembly.
AUGGAGAACCCUCUGGUCGCAAGCAUGGCAGUGACCGCACGCCUGGCAGCGCUGACGGACGCCACACAACGCCUCUUCUUCGCCUCAGUGUGCACGGGAUGGAGCAAUGCGUGGAAGCAACACCUCCUGUUAGCGACCUCGACUACUGACCCGAAACAACAGCCGUCUCGUGUUGACAACAACAGCGGGUCUGCUAGGGAUGGCAGCGCUCGUGUUGACAACAACAACGGAUCUGCCAGAAAUGGCAGUGCGGUGGCUACUGCCACUUCCGUUUCAUACAACAGUGGUUUCGGCAAUCACUUUUCGACGGAGGCGCUCCCGGGUGCACUGCCUGCAGGGCAGAACAACCCCAAGAGAUGCCCCUACGGCCUGUACGCGGAGCAAAUAUCGGGCACAGCCUUCACGGCGCCUCGCGCGAGAAACAGAAGAACAUGGUGCUACAGGAUCCGCCCCUCCGUUUCACACCGACCCUUCCAGUCCGUCGCUGCGAACCCGUUCGAGAAUGACUUUAUUGCCAUGAAAAACGACCCGUCGCAGAUGCGUUGGUCACCACUCCCGAUUCCUUCGAGGGUAAAACAAAAAAUGCGGGUGGACUUCAUCGAGGGCAUUUCAACCAUGGGCGGGGUGGGUGACCCGGCGGCAAAGAGCGGGCUCGGGAUCUACCUGUACGCGAUGAACUCUGACAUGGGCGACAAAGCGUUCUACAACGCGGACGGGGAGAUGCUCCUGGUGCCUCAGCAAGGAUCUCUCCGUGUGAAAACAGAGAUGGGCAUCCUGCUGGUAGUCCCCAAUGAAAUUCUGGUGAUUCCCCGCGGUGUGAAAUUUAGUGUGGAUCUCGGGAUUGCCGAGUCGGGCGCACGCGGCUACGUGCUGGAGACUUUCGAAGGGCACUUCCUGUUGCCUGAACUAGGACCCAUCGGCUCCAAUGGGUUGGCGAACCCACGCGACUUUGAAUCACCGGUGGCAUGGUAUGAGGACCGGGACGUACCAUAUACGGUCCUGACGAAGUUUGGCGGGAAACUCUUCUCUUCUGCCAUGGACCACUCCCCGUUCGACGUGGUGGCCUGGCACGGCAACAUGACGCCUUACAAGUACGACUUGCGGAAGUUCAUCUGCAUCAAUUCCGUUUCGAAGGACCACCCGGACCCUUCCAUCUACACCGUUCUGACGUGCCCGUCCGCGGCAACCCCCGGCGUGGCCGUCGUCGACUUCGUCGUGUUCCCGCCACGCUGGAUGGUGGCGGAAGGCACCUUUCGGCCACCAUGGUAUCACCGGAACACCAUGACGGAGUUCAUGGGCAUGGUAUGGGGGAAGUAUGACGCGAAACAAGGUUUCUUGCCGGGGGGCUCUAGCCUUCAUCCUAGCAUGAGCGCGCAUGGACCCGACGCCGCAACUUUUAUCGGGGCCUCGGACGAAAAAAAGGCGCCUCUUCCUGUGAAGUUUGACAAGGGACUCGCGUUUAUGUUCGAGACGAAGUACCAGCUGAAACUGACAGCGUCCGCGACGGAGGGGAAACACCGCGACCAGGAAUACCUCGAAUGCUGGCGUCACUUACUUGCCCAAGAACUUCACCCCAGAUGCCAAGUGAAACCGUUCAUGGCUCUUUCGAGCUCGGGGAAUGCAGUAGAGCUUGUCAUCAAUUUUGAAUUUUCCUUUUCUUCGCGAGGGAGGGUACCAAGAAUGGCGUGGACAGAACUUUGA